GAGCGGGCUGCGGGGAGCAGCGGGAUCGCCGCGUCCGCAGCCUGCACGGAGAGCCCCUCGGUUGGAAAGCGUGGAGCGCGCUGUGCGGAGCAGCCGGGGGGCGCCGGUGCCGCCGUGCCCGGGGCGGGGCCGCUGCCCAAGCCCGGUGUGGCGGGGGGACCCUGGGCUGGCUCCCGCGCGGUGCUGGUGCUGGUGGUGCCGAGGGCCGCGCCGUCCGUCACAAGUUUUACUGACCAUCGGCGCACGGGUAACGCCGAAAGUCAGGAUAAACGUGGUUGUGUGCCUGCUACUUGCAGAUGCCAACUGAAAAAUGAGCAAAAGCAAACAACUCGAUGAUGAUGAUGACGACGACUACGACGAGCAGUUUGAAGCCUUUUUGGAGAAUUUUAACCAACUUGAACUGCUGGAGACGCACAGGCAUUUGAUUCCGGUGGGAACUCAGAGCUGCUGGUCAGGACAGUCUGAUGAUGACGACGAUGAAGAACAGGAAAGAAGUGAAGAAUGGUAUGAAAUGCAAGAAAAAAAGAUGGAAAAACACCCAGAGAAAUUGCUGCUCUGGGCAGCUGAAAACAAUCGGCUGAGCACGGUGAAGAGGCUCCUUUCUGAAAAGCUGGCUCCAGUCAAUGCUCGUGAUGAAGACCAGUACACCCCCCUCCAUCGAGCUGCCUACAGUGGGCACUUGGACAUUGCCCACGAGCUGGUGGCCCAGGGGGCAGACGUGCAUGCACAGACAGUGGAUGGCUGGACCCCUCUGCACAGCGCCUGCAAGUGGAACAACACCAGCGUGGCUGCCUUCUUGCUUCAGCAGGGUGCAGACAUCAACGCCCAGACAAAUGGGUUGCUGACACCACUGCAUAUUGCUGCAGGAAACAAAAACAGUAGAGAAACCCUGGAACUCUUGCUGAUGAAUCGUUACGUGAACGCAGACCUGAAAAACAACUUGGAUGAAACGGCCCUUGACAUUGCCAGGAGGACUGACGUCUAUCACUACCUUUUUGAAAUAGUAGAGGACUGCAUAAAUGCUGUCUCCCCUUAAAAGUUCUGGUGGAGCUUGUGAAUGUGAGGUUUGCUGCCUCCUGUUGGUGUUCUGCAUGCUCAUCAGUGGUGCUCUGUCCUUUGCAACAAGGUUUUCAUUUAAGAUACUUCAGGGUUCUCCUCAGGCAAAAUGCCACUUCUUGCACUUUAGCUCAGUAGUUUUGCUCAUACCUGAAACGUUGUUGCUACUGGUAUUCGAGGUAUUCAGAAAGUCUCAGCAAUUUCAAUGAGUUUCCAUUUAAUCAGUGAAAAUCUGAAGGGGCUUUUGUAAGUGUCAGAGCAGGAGGGAAAACUGGAACAUUGACUUGAUGUGAAAGAAUUCUGGCUGGGUUAUUCAGACUUUACUACAGUUCACUUGAAAAUCUUUGAGAAAUUUUAACUUUUUUAAAACUGCAUAAAAGCUCAGAAUGAAUGUAACUUAUUUGGGUGAUACACAAAAUGUUUUGUGAUCCUGGUGUAAGGCUUAUUAUAAAAUAAAAUAUUUAACCCAAAGUA
Molecule: messenger RNA, 1530 nt
Organism: Apus apus (common swift)
Lineage: Eukaryota; Metazoa; Chordata; Aves; Apodiformes; Apodidae
Gene: ANKRD49
Product: ankyrin repeat domain 49
Exons: 2
Coding region: 311-1036 (241 amino acids)
Molecular function (GO): protein binding
Source: RefSeq, a predicted model, not a curated record